AGAUUAAUAUGUUUCCCUUUGCAAAAAGACUUGCCAUCUUUUGCUGCUAAAAAAAAAGUUCUUUGGUCCUUGAUGAAGAAUGCAGUUCUCAAUUUUUUUGGGAAAAUUAAAGGAAUAUGUAAUAAAGCGUAGCAAUUCUAUUUACAACCCUCUCUACAUUAAAACAACUGGAUAAAAGGUUUGGACAAAAUGGACGCUACUUCCCAAGGAUGGACACUUUCAAAGGCAUUGUUUUUGUCGUACAUGGCCUUAUCCUACGUAAUUGGAGAGAUUGCACAUUUUCUUAUAAAUACAACAAGCCGAGAGGUGGCGAGAGAAAUUCAAUUUGGAGACCAGGCCUGUUUUGUAAACAAGACAAGGGCAGCCGAGCUUAACAGCAAUGCUAGCUGUACAGGGUACAACGAGACCUCAUGUACAGAAGAGCCACUGUGUUACUGGGAGUACUCAGGACUUGGAUACGAAUAUCAGAUUUUGGCCGGACCUGCUUUUAUUGGAGUAUUUACGGUGUCUGCUAUGCUGCUAGCUGUUCUGUCUGAUUUUCUGUAUGAUAAGCUAAGUAGAACUGUACUUCUUGCAGCAGGGACAUUCACGUUCUCUUCAGCAUGUAUACUGAUGGGUCUAGCAUCUCAAUACUGGCACUUAGUGAUUCUACGAGGACUGAUUGCUAUGGGAGAGAGUGUGUGUAGACCAAUCAGUGGAGCUCUUAUAGCUGAACUCUUCCCACCAUCAUCCAGGGGUGUAGCUAACGGUAUAUUCUCCUGGGGAGUUUACUACGGAUAUGGUCUAGCUUAUGUUUUCGGUAUUUAUAUUACUGAGGCUGAUAUAGCUGGGUAUGGUUGGAGAGCACCGUAUGUGCUGGCCGGUAUUCCUGGUUUACUCAUCAGUGUACUGCUAUGCUUUGCGGUCAAAGAUCCAAGAUGUUCACAAGUUGGAGAAUCAAAACAAGGAUCUAGGUCUGGAGGAGGUUUACCCUACUUUAAGUCACUUCUAAGAAACUUUCUGAGUCCUUCCAUGAUAAUACUACUGUUGGCUGCAUUUGCAAGGCACACUGCUGGACUAGCCUGGGCUUACAAUACUCGACUAUUCUUCCAAACCUACUAUCCGGACUUUGACAUAGUAUUGUGGAUCUUAUGCGCUUCUGUGAUCGGAGGAUCUUUUGGUGUGUUUGCCGGAGGAUUCUUUUCCGACAGACUGGUUAAACAUCUUGGUUUACCAUCGCGUCUAUGGUUACUGGCACUAUGCACAUUGCUGGCUGCACCCCUAGCAGUUGGUACUUUGUACUUCCCUCCCCCUCAGGCAAUGUACUGUUUGAUUGCCUACUACUUUCUGGCAGAAACAUGGUUCGCUGUACUUUUUACAGUGAUAGUUGAGAUAGUAGAUCCUGAGGUUCGAUCAACUUGUAUAGCUAUAUUCCUCUUCUGUAUGAACCAGGUUGGUGGAAACCUUCCGAUUGUUGUGACACCACUCAGCAAAACAUUGGGUUACAGGACUGCUAUGUACGUAAUGUGGCCAGGAAGCUUGACUAUAAGUUCAGUUCUCUUCCUAACUGCUUCAUUGCCUCUUAUUAUCAGACAAAGGCGAAUGCGGAAUGAAUUAAUGAAUGAACCAGCUAGUGAUGAGAAGAGCGACUAGAAAACAACUAAAACAGAAGAUCACAAGAUUAGAAUGACUGAGGGAUUUUUUCAAGGAAAAAAUUAGUUUUCAAAACAAAAUUGAUGAUGGCGAGUUUGAGAAUAACCAAAAAUAUUGAUUAUUACUAUACAAAAAAGUUCAAAGAUUUAUUGAUUGAAAAAUAUUUGUCGUUUAGAAAGUUUUUAAGUAUGUGUUAAACAAAAACUAAAAGAAUUCGCGUUUGGUUAUUUGGAUUAUAAAAUGUAUAACGUAUAUUGUAUGUAUUGUUUGUACAUGUUUUACUAUCUGUAUGUUAGUGUAUUAAGUAUACAUUGUAAUUGUACUUCCGUUUUAUUUAUAAACAGUUUGUAAGUAAACUGAACCUAAAGGG
Molecule: messenger RNA, 2002 nt
Organism: Eurytemora carolleeae
Lineage: Eukaryota; Metazoa; Arthropoda; Copepoda; Calanoida; Temoridae
Product: protein spinster homolog 1
Exons: 24
Coding region: 190-1632 (480 amino acids)
Biological process (GO): transmembrane transport
Cellular component (GO): membrane
Molecular function (GO): transmembrane transporter activity
Source: RefSeq, a predicted model, not a curated record